AUGCUGGUCCUUCGCUCCGUCCUCUUCGCCACUGUCGCUCUCUUCGCCGUCGUCUUGGCCCUGCCCGGAAAGGUCCCGGUCGCUGGCGAGCCCAGCGCUGAGCGUCGCGGCCUCGUCGACGAGAUCGUUGGCGCCCUCCCCCUGCCUGACCUAGGCGGUCUGGGCGGCCUGGGCGGCCUCGGUGGCCUGGGAGGUCUCGGCCACCUCAAGGCUGUCGGUCCCACCGACACCAUGUCCGAGGGAUCCAAGGUCGCGAUUGAGCGACGCGACGGUGGUCAGAAGGUCUACCGCGCCCCUUGCAUCUUCAACGGCGCCGACAAGAAGCUCCAGCAGAAGCAGAUGUGCUACUUUGGCCAGAACGACAUCCUGCCCCUGGUCGACUCUUGCAAGUCUGUCGCGCCCGUGUCCAAGGUUGAGGCCCAGCUCGAGCAGGUCACCUACCCGCUGAGCAACGGACAGUGCGCGAUGCGCAACUACUCGGCCCACUGCUCUCUCUUCACGGAGCUCGGCGUCGUUCGCGACCUCCUGAGGUGGCUCCUCGGCUGCGCUGUCUAG
This is a messenger RNA of Pseudozyma flocculosa PF-1, 555 nucleotides long. RefSeq lists its product as uncharacterized. NCBI's taxonomy places the organism in Eukaryota, Fungi, Basidiomycota, Ustilaginomycetes, Ustilaginales, Ustilaginaceae. The coding region runs from base 1 to 555 and encodes 184 amino acids. The record is from RefSeq and is a predicted model, not a curated record. The transcript has 5 exons.